GCCGGCCCCUUCCGACUACGUAAGCCCGGCAAGAUGGCAGCGCCCAGGUCGUUCCUGUGCCUGCUGGCCCCAAUAUAUAAUGGAGGUACUAGGGGCAUCCAUGGUCUGAGUGGGGCAGUGCCUCCGGAGGGCAGUCAGAGGGAGAGAAGGACACUACUCCAGUUCCUGACUGACCAUUUCUACGAUGUGGAGGCUCUGAGACAGUACUUGCUCCAGAGGAAGAUAGCGAAGGUGCACAAGGAAAAUCGAUCCCUCGCCCACAUCCAGGAGAAAUAUGGCCCGUACAUCGCGGGAGCCUUCUUUGUCCUGAAGCAGGGAGGUGCAGUCAAGUUUCAGGACCAUGAGUGGAUCAGGUCGGAUAAGCGUGGCCAUUUCUUCCUUGAGUUCUUGAAGCUACAGACAGUGCCUGUGCAGGCUGUGGACGCCAGUGGCUGUGCCAUCAACUACGACGGMCUGGACAACCUCUUGCCCCUGAAGGAGCUCCAGUCCCUGUCGCUGCAGYGCUGCCCCAAUGUGGACGACUGGUGUCUCAGCCGCCUCUACCUCCUGGCCGGUUCACUGCAGGAGCUCUCACUAUCAGGGUGUCCCCACAUCUCUGAACGGGGCCUCGCCUGCCUCCACCACCUCCAGAACCUUCGCAGGCUGGACAUCUCAAACCUCCCAGCUGUGUCCUACCCAGGCCUCACUCGGAUCCUGGUGGAGGAGAUGCUGCCCAACUGUGAGGUCCUGGGGAUGGAUGAGGACCAGGCGCUGUAGCUGAGGCUGGAGGAGCAGCCUCAGGACUCGGCCAGUCCCAACCCUGCCUGACCCCAGCCCACUCUGCUCUCCCGUGGAUGGCAGCAGGCUGGUGGAAUGUGUGAUGGCGCCCACACUCUUGACUUGCAAUGGGGAUCCCGCAGCAGGGAAGAGGGCCUGGCAGGUCCGAGGGCGUGAGGUCAGGUGUUUAUUCCCAGCUGCCUUUGGCUGGCAGUCAGGGUUCUUGUCACCCUGUCAGGCACUCAUUUCCACACACUGCUCCUUCCCCUGCCUCUAGGGCCUGGUGAGAUAAAGGCUCCCAAUCAGUAGGACAGGGAGAUGUCCUCGCCCCAUGCAUGGCUCAGUCUUGUCAAGAGGCCUCUCCCAAGCUGUCCCACAUUUGAGUAUGUGGCCGUCUCUUGCAGGGACCCUGACAUGGGGUGCUGCAAGCACUUGACAGCAGUGGCUCUCCCCAGUGCAGGGCUGGUCAGCUUACAGCAGCAUGUCCAGCAUCCCUGGCCCACACUUACUGAAGGCCAGUAGUACCACCUGAACUCCCAGUGUUGCCAGUAAUUGAUUUAUUGAUUUUGAGCUCCAAAUUCAACUUUUCUGCCUGCUCUGUGAAAGUGAAGCUGAGCUUUUAAAAUAUUUCCUUUGCCAACUGGCAGGACAGACUUCCCGCCAGAGGGUGCUGGAGGAACACUCCAGGAGGAGAGGCCCGUGCUCUGCUGUACCUACAGCUUACCUGCUCCAGGUCUUGGUCUUGCCGUGCUGGUGGCUUCCUCCCACACUCAGCUCCUGGAGAGCCAUGUGGUCCACAGCCUCCUCUGGUGCCCGCCCCCUCCACCAGUGGUCUCACAGGGGCCUCUGUUGAUGCUUCUCUGUGAAUAACUCCCCAGCACUCCGGAUGGGCUUCUGGUCAAUUCGGAGGCAGUUUACCAAUGAAUUCCUUGUGAUCCCAAUUCACUGCUGAGAUCAAUAAUUCUUUAUAUUAAACUUUGCCUGUUGAAAUUA
This is a messenger RNA of Urocitellus parryii (Arctic ground squirrel), 1749 nucleotides long. It is a transcript of the gene Dmac2, whose product is annotated as distal membrane arm assembly component 2. The record is from RefSeq and is a predicted model, not a curated record. Lineage: Eukaryota; Metazoa; Chordata; Mammalia; Rodentia; Sciuridae.